AUGGAUGGGUCGGGUAUCGUGGUCUUCUGCAAAAUCAUGAGGAGUGAGACUGGUGAAUCCAAAGGCUUCGGUUUUGUCAGCUAUGACGGAUUUGAGGCAUCCGAUGCUGCUAUGGCCGGCAUGAACGGCCAAUACUUGUGCAAUCGACAAAUCUCAGUGUCGUAUUCUUACAAGAAGGACAGUAAAGGAGAGCGCCAUGGUACAGCUGCUGAACGAAUGAUUGCAGCCAAUAGGGAGAGUUCCCAACCACAUCACGUGGAGAAUGAGUACUAUGCCAGUGUAGGGGCAUCGGCGAUGCCGCAGGCAGCUCCAGCGCCUUUAGCAGGUAGCAAUCUCCCAACUCCUCCUGCUCCUCCACCUGGGAUGUCAGCGCCUUCAUCGGUAGUAGAAUGGGAACGCUCGUACUCGGUUCUCGGGUGUAUCCUUCGUUUAGGGCAACUUCCCGACUCCUCCUAUGCCGCCACCAGGGAUGGCCUUCCCUCCUGGAAUGCCUCCGCCUCCCGGGAUGCCCCCACCACCGGGCAUGCCUCUUCCACCAGGAAUGCCUCCACCGCCGGGGAUGCCACUCCCACCGGGAAUGCCACCACCACCGGGCAUGCCGCUCCCGCCAGGGAUGCCCCCACCGCAUGGAAUGGGUAUGCCUGGAAGUAG
Perkinsus marinus ATCC 50983 is the source of this 651-nucleotide messenger RNA. Its product is annotated as spliceosome associated protein, putative. The record is from RefSeq and is a predicted model, not a curated record. Gene Ontology annotation, molecular function: RNA binding. Gene Ontology annotation, cellular component: U12-type spliceosomal complex; nucleolus. Gene Ontology annotation, biological process: positive regulation of mRNA splicing, via spliceosome. The transcript has 6 exons. The coding region runs from base 1 to 651 and encodes 216 amino acids. NCBI's taxonomy places the organism in Eukaryota, Perkinsozoa, Perkinsida, Perkinsidae.